Molecule: messenger RNA, 1693 nt
Organism: Andrographis paniculata
Lineage: Eukaryota; Viridiplantae; Streptophyta; Magnoliopsida; Lamiales; Acanthaceae
Exons: 13
Coding region: 1-1593 (530 amino acids)
Biological process (GO): peptidyl-serine phosphorylation; intracellular signal transduction
Molecular function (GO): ATP binding; protein serine/threonine kinase activity
Source: RefSeq, a predicted model, not a curated record
AUGGCGGAGGAAAGGUUGUGGGCGGCGGCGGAGGAGGAGGCGGCGGAAGCGGAAGAAGAAAUGGAAGAAGAGCAGCCAGGAUCGAGCUCGACUCUCGAACGAGUCGCCGCUGCGAAGAAAUUCAUCGAGAACCAUUACAAAACCCAUAUGAAAGACAUGGAGCAGCGCAGAAUUAGACGCGAAGAGCUUGAAAGGGAAUUAGCUAAUUCAGGUGUGCCAGAAGAAGAGCGGAUAGAUCUUUUGAAGGAGUUGGAGAGAAAAGAAACUGAGUAUAUGCGGCUUAAGAGGCACAAGAUUUCUGUGGAUGAUUUUGAGCUCUUAAUCAUUAUUGGGAGAGGAGCCUUUGGAGAGGUUAGACUAUGCCGGGAGAAGAUAACUGGCGAUAUUUAUGCGAUGAAAAAGUUGAAAAAGUCAGAAAUGCUUAGCAGAGGACAGGUUGAACAUGUCAGAGCAGAGAGGAAUCUGCUUGCAGAAGUUGCCAGCAACUACAUCGUCAAACUUUAUUGUUCAUUUCAAGAUGCAGAAUACUUGUAUCUAGUAAUGGAGUACCUACCUGGUGGCGAUAUAAUGACCUUACUAAUGAGAGAAGAGACUCUAACUGAAACUGUAGCUAGAUUUUAUAUCGCACAAAGUGUUCUAGCAAUAGAAUCGAUCCACAAGCACAAUUACAUUCACAGGGAUAUUAAACCUGACAACCUUCUCCUUGAUAAACACGGGCACAUGAAGCUCUCUGAUUUUGGCCUCUGCAAGCCUCUUGACUGUUCGAAUUUCUCUCCUCUGAGAAAUGAACAAAUGACAGAAGAGAACUUAAAUCGAUCAGCUGUUGCUAAUGGAUGUCUCCCUGACAAGGGGGAUGGAAGCCAAUGGAAGAGUCCUCUUGAACAGAUGCAACAUUGGCAAAUGAACAGGAGAACACAGGCAUUUUCGACUGUUGGCACACCAGAUUACAUCGCGCCAGAAGUACUAUUGAAGAAAGGCUAUGGCGUUGAGUGUGAUUGGUGGUCACUAGGUGCUAUUAUGUACGAAAUGCUUGUCGGUUAUCCACCAUUCUAUUCUGAUGAACCAAUAACAACUUGCAAAAAGAUUGUGCAAUGGAGAAAAUAUCUGAGAUUUCCACCUCAAGCAAGGAUCUCUCCUGAGGCAAAGGACUUGAUACAUCGUUUGCUUCGAGAUGCUAACACAAGGCUAGGUUCUCUUGGUGCAGAUGAAAUAAAGGCUCAUCCAUGGUUCAAGGGUAUCAAUUGGGACGCACUUUAUGACAGGGAAGCUGCAUAUAAACCACUGGUCACCGAUGAGCUUGAUACUCAGAAUUUUAUGAAGUAUGACGAGGUGGAUCCCCCGCCAUCAAAAUCGAGUUUUGGGGUUUGGAGGAAGGUGCGCACUCCAAAAGACGCGAGUUUUGUUGGUUACACUUACAGAAACUUCGAGGGCGUCAAAGGCCUAAAAAAGAAAAAGAACAAAUCCAGGGAUCGCUUAUCGACAGAUUCCACCCAGAGCGACUCGGUUUUAGAUUACUCAGAAUCGACUCCCUCUGACAACGAGGAAGUCCUUCACCGGACGCCUUCGGUUGAUGCUCUCAUUGAGAUGGUUUGAAGGCAUAAUCUGCAGGGUAACUAUUACAUACCUUCCCCAGCUCGUGUUUUUGGCUACUAAUAAUGUCAAAUAUUCGAUGGUAGGCUUGUGUUUUCGUAGG